Messenger RNA from Osmerus eperlanus (European smelt), 7003 nucleotides. Its product is annotated as storkhead-box protein 2-like. Lineage: Eukaryota; Metazoa; Chordata; Actinopteri; Osmeriformes; Osmeridae. Gene Ontology annotation, molecular function: RNA polymerase II transcription regulatory region sequence-specific DNA binding. Bases 1968 to 4883 code for a protein of 971 amino acids. The transcript has 4 exons. The record is from RefSeq and is a predicted model, not a curated record. Gene Ontology annotation, biological process: regulation of transcription by RNA polymerase II. Gene Ontology annotation, cellular component: cytoplasm; nucleus.
GGGGGGGGAUUCUUCACGUCUAAACUCUUUCAUGUACACAGAUGUCCGACUCUGGCCAGCUCUGCUACUAUAGCGGAUGCUGUCAACAAGCAACUCGAACUAUAUCCUGUAGUUUAUCUGCCUCUUUCAGCCUGAUUUGCUCGUCUUUCUCUCUCAUUUGAUUGGCCGGUCUCUUCGCUCCGGUCUUCCCCCCAGGUUGGAUUUGCUCCACGGUCUGUCCUCCGGUCUCUCUCCUGCCGGGGGUCUCUGGCUGCAUUCCUGAGGGGAGGCCGCCGCCGCAGCUGUGAGAACAGAGAGGAGAGAGAGGAAACUCAGAGGAUCCUGCUGCUGACCCUGCAGGGGGGGGCGGGAGGGAGGGAGGGAGGGAGGGGGGAGGGGGGGAGAGAAAUGGGGAGCCGAAUGAAACUCAAAGAAAAGAGAAAGCAGAGAGCAAGAGAAGAAGAAAGGAGCGGAGGUUACAGACUAGCAUUGCAGCCAGACUUUUUCCUGUCCUCUAGACAAAGUGGAAGGACAACAUUGCAGCCCUGUCUCUCUCUGUCUCUCUCUGUCUCUCUCUGUCUCUCUCUGUCUCUCUCUCUCUCUCUCUCUCUCUCUCUCUCUCUCUCUCUCUCUCUCUCUCUCUCUCUCUCUCUCUCUCUCUCUCUCUCUCUCUCUCUCUCUGUGUUGCAGCGUAGUAGUGAAUGAGGUGGUCCAGAGUGACAGGAUCAUAGUAGCGCAGCUCAGCAGAGCUCCUCCCCCUCCCCUGGCUGACUGACGGGCUUCCUGGCCCCCCCUCCUCCCUCUCCCCUCCCUCCCUCUCUCCCCCUCCCCUCCUCCUCCAGCGCGGCGCAGCGGCAGAGGAGGAUCAGGACAACAAGAGAGCGAGCGAGCGAAGAGAGAGGCAGGCGGUAGAGAGACUGCGAGAGAGAGAGAAAAAAGAGAGACACGACCGGAGGAUAGCCGACAACACAAAGACAGCGAGAAACACGCCUUUCUGCCUGACGCUCCGGAUUCAUAUUUUGGGGGGGGUUCUUGUUUAUUUUGGGGUUAUGUGCGGGUUCUUCUCCUCAUCUCGCUGUGUGUAUCGGGCUCCCAUCCUCCAUCAUCCCUCCACACAGGCACGGUAGAGACGGUCUCUUACGCUCACACACACACGCACACACACCCACCCUUUCCAGCGGAACGGCGGCCGUGGAUGUGUACGCCUGACGGAGGAGCGCCGUCGCCCGCGGACGGACGGAUCGACGACGGCGAUCGGAUGCCGAUCGAAAGAGAAGAGAGGUAGCCGUUAGCGCUGGCUCCAGAGCCGUGUGCUCUCCCUCCCUCCCUCCUCCCUCCCUCCUCCCUCCCUCCAUGGCCGCUGCCUGCGCUUGCAGCCUGGUGUCUUUUGUGUUAACGGCUCUCCCUUAGCCCAGCCCUCCCCUCUCUCCCGCCCGCCUUCAACACAGCUAUUGUCUGGAUCCGGGGGGCUCUCUCACAGUGCCCACCCAACCCCCGAACCUUCUCCAGACCACGCUGCCCCCCCCCCCUUCUCCCUCAUCUCCAUCGCCUGCCUCCUUCCCGCGCGGCUGCCUGGCUGCCUGGUUCAGGGCCCAGUGCUGGCUGGGUUUACACGUGAAGCUGCCGAUGCUAAGCCUGGAUUAAUGGCAGGCGUGGGCUGACGCUGGCUCGGACUACACAUCUCCCACCCCCCGGGAUCACGAAAGGAACCCCAGCGGACGGCACCAAGCUGAGCUCUGCUCGUCCGCCCCGUCUGUGCGCGCGCGUGUGUAUGUGUGUGUGAGAGCGAGAGCGAGUGUGUUCCAGAGAGAGUAUGCUUGUAGCAGGCAGAGACAGCGAGCGUUAAAGGGACGUCAGUGGCGGGGCGCUGGGCCAUGUGUCUGGUGUGACCGGGUGGAGGUGUAUCUGGAAGAGAGCCUGGAUGUGGAGGUGGAGGUAACCCCCCGCAGGUCCACCCAGCCCUGCCCGCUGCCCGGGACGGAGCCAGCAUGAAGAAGACUCGCAGCACCACCCUGCGGCGCGCCUGGCCCAGUUCUGACUUCUCCGACCGGGCCUCGGAGCGGACGCGCUCCCGCAGCGAGAAGGACUACCGGCUCCACAAACACAAACACUACCCCCCCCAGUACCUGUGCCAGUCCCCGCCUGGCUACAUCACUCCAGGUGAUGUGUCUCCUAUCAGCAUGUCGCCCAUCAGCCAAUCCCAGUUCAUCCCUCUGGGGGAGGUCCUGUGUUUGGCCAUCUCCGCCAUGAACUCCGCCCACAAGCCUGUCACACAGGAGGCCCUCACAGAGCACCUGGCAACAUGUUUCCCAGGCGUUCCCACGCCGACGGCGGAGGUGCUGCACCACACGCUGAGCAUGCUGGUCCGUGAGAGGAAGAUCUACCCGACGGCGGAGGGAUACUUCAUUGUGACGCCGCAGACCUACUUCAUCACGCCCUCGCUCAUCAGGACCAGCAGCAAGUGGUACCACUUGGACGAGCGGGGCGCCGAACGACAGACGCAACAACAACAGCAACAACAGCAGCACCAGCAGCAGCAGACUCAGUGUACGUCGCCGCUAUCCGGCACCAUCACCCCCUCCACUUCGGGCGGGGUCCGAGACAGGCCACACCCCAAAGCCCACGGGGACUCGUACAACAGUUACCGCGACGACCCCCCCAGCCACCACACCACGCUGCAGCGCCGUUCGCCCAAGGACCACCGCGAGGCCUACCCCUCCCCCCACUCCCCGCACUCGCCCCCGACCCAGCCCCCGGCCCCCGCCGUCCCCACGGAGAAGAGCCGGAGCACCCUCAGCUUCCCCUUCAAGAGCGACACGCUCACCAAGCACCGGGACCGCGAGGGCGGAGGCGGCGGAGGCGGCGACGCCAAGCAGGCCCGGAAGUUCGGCCUCAAGCUGUUCCGCCUCAGCUUCAAGAAGGACAAAACCAAGCAGCUGGCCACCUUCUCCGCCCAGUUCCCCCCGGAAGAGUGGCCACUGCGCGACGAGGACACCCCCAGCACGGUGCCGCGAGACGUGGAGAUGGAGAUCAUCCGGCGCAUCAACCCGGACCUGACGGUGGAGAACGUGGCUCGCCACACGGCCGUCAUGAAGCGCCUGGAGGAGGAGCGCGUCCAGCGGAGCAAGGCCAGCUCGGCCCAGCACAGCGCCCGCAGCCGGCGGAGCCGCGGCCACCGGAAGCCCCAGGCCAAGCCGUCGCGCUCCCACAGCAAGACCCGCGCCUCCCGUGGCGAGCCCUCCGAGGGCUCCAACCUGGACCUGGCCGAGAGGGACUACCGCCACUACAGCUCCUCGCUGGCGCGUUCGCCGCGCGAACACGCCUUCUCCAUGGAGCGCAGCCGGCAUCGCCACCACCUGGCGCACAGCAACCCCAAUAUCCUGGACGCGGCACACCUGCCCGUCACGCCCGAGUGGGACGUGUCGGGGGAGCUGGCCAAGCGGCGGACGGAGAUGCCCUUCCCCGAGCCCUCGCACGGGCCCUCCCACUCCAAGGUGCACCGCAGCCACUCCCACACCCAGGAGAGGAAGUCUCGCACCGAGCGCUCGGACAGCAAGGCCAAGGAACGCUCGCGCUCCAUGGACAACUCCAAAGGGCCUCUGGGCCAGGGGUUGAUGGGGCCCCCGGAUUACUACGAGCGCAGCCUGGAGGAACGCAGCCGCUACUACACGGACGACGGCACGCUGCGAGCCUCCGCCCAGACCGCCCACUAUGCCCGGGCCACGCCCCCCGCCGCCAAGCUGGCCGGCGAGGACGGGGGGGGGCGGAGCCUGGAGAAGAGCAAGAGCCGGGACAGCCUCCCUGCGUACGGCGAGAUGAAGGCGUACUCCCCCAAACCCCCACCCGCCUCCUCCUCCGCCGCCGCCUCACAGGACGAUUACUUCCACUGCUCCGCCUCCAGCGAGGCCGUGCUGACUGUGCCCAGCCCGCUAGGCACCCUGGGAAAGCCCGGCCACGACAGCCUGGGAGGGGGGAAGCUGGGGGGGGCCGACAGACAGACGCCACACCCCCCGGAGUACAAGGAGGAGGUUAAGGGUCAGAACGGCGGGCUGGGGGUGCUGGCCGGCCCGGGGGCGGAGCCUCUAUCCAAUGGGCGUGGCCCCCCGCACCACGCCUCCGGCUCGGGGAGCAUCGACAAGAGGAAGGAGAUCUUUAGUAAAGACACGCUGUUCAAGCCGCCCCCAAACGCCCUUCCUGGGGGCUACGGGGAGGCUAGCUACUCCUCCAAGCCAGGCCCCCUGAGGAGCACCCCGGUCCUGUCCUCCGCAGAGGUGCUGGACAGCCAGGAGGGCUUCGACCCCCCAGGACCCCUGCUGGCCCUGUCCGGUCCCCCUUCCUCCGGGCCCCCAGGCCUGGAGCCGGGGGCCCCCGGCGGCGCCGAGGCCUCCUUCGACUACUACAACGUGUCGGACGACGACGAGCUGGAGGAUGCCGCCGCCAAGAGGGUGGGGCCCGAGGAGAAGGCGGCGGAGGGGGGCGGGGGCGGGGGCGGAGGAGGGGGCGGGGGAGGCGGCACCAUGCAGUGGCUUCUGGAGAGAGAGAAGGAGCGAGACCUCCAGAGGAGGUUCGAGAGGAACCUGACCUUCCCCUGCCCCAAAGAGAACGACCCCGGGCAGAGCCAGCAGUCGGCUCACUCGGCCCGCCUGGACAGCAUGGACAGCAGCAGUGUCACGGUGGACAGCGGUUUCAACUCCCCGCGAACAAGGGAGAGUCUCGCGUCCAACACUUCCAGCAUUGUGGAGAGCAACCGCCGCCAGAACCUAGCCCUGAGCCCUGGGCACCUGGGCAUCGCCACGGGCAACGGCCCCCCAUUUACCUUCCGGACCAUUCCGGAGCCCCCCAGCUCCCAGCCGGAGAAACUCCAGAAGCCCCCCAACUGCCUGGCCUCCAUCACCAGCGUGUGACCCGGGGCGGGGCCAGGGUCAGGGUCAGGGGAGGGAUAGGACUGUUCCAGCUGACUGGCUCCACGUGUUCCAGAGACCCCACUCCAUCCAGCCCCGUUCCUGCCUGGCCCGUCAGCCACGCCUCCCCCCCCUCCAGCCCCCUCCCGCCCCCAGCCUCCCCAGGUUUCACCGCCUCACCUGGGACCGUCCUACUAAGUCCUCUCCGCUGGUAGUUUUAUCCGUGUCAGAUUGAUCAUGUGAUACUCUCAGGUCACGCGCUGCUCCGUUGCCCCUCCUCCUUGGUCUGGCGGCGUCCCUGCGGCGCCCUCUUCUGGUUGGGCGCUGUGACGCCGCUCUAGCUUGGCGUGUAGCAGGCAUGACACACUGCAGCUGGCGGCCAGGAGGCCACGCCACUGCUGGGAUCAGGUGAUGACUUUUGACAGGACCGGGGAUGGACCACUGACCACAGCAGACCUGGGCCCUGAAGGAAGACAGAUGUUUACAUUGGGGGCAGGUGUGAGCACGAGAGGGGAGGGGGAGGGGUGCUGUUGGGUUGUAAAUAAAGAGUGUAUAGUAGCUCAGCCGUGAGACAGGCAGGCGAGCGGGCAGGCAGGCAGGCAGUCCGAGUUAGGGUUAGGGUUAGUCAGACCUGGUGCUAUCCCACCUCUUACAUUCCUGUCAUCCAGAGCAGGGUUGGACCUGGAACUACACCCCCCCCCCUCUCUUCCCCUGACCUGAAACACACAAACUCCCACACACACAGACAGACAGGCAGGGAAAGACAAGCCCCUGGCCUGGAUAUCCAUAUUAACCCUGUGUGGUCUCAUAGUCUCUUCGAAACUACCUCCACAGCAGCAAAAACACUAGCUAUGUCCUCUAACUAGUACACUGUCAUCAGCCUCUUUCCUGUGAAUGUCAAUGUAAACACACUCGCUCACACACAAACACACACACAUACUAAAUGCUCAAAAGCCUCUUUUUUUCUAUCUAUCCCUCUCUCUCUCUCUUACACACACACACACACCACGUCAAAGUGCUGGAGUCCAGAGGAGGUUACUUGUGUGCUACUGCAGCGACCAGGUUCUCAGACACAGGUCCCAGGUCAGUGUUAGAGGGCUGGGGUGUCUGAGCCCAGGCCAAGCUCGCUCAAGACGGGGGGGCCAUGCUGAUGAAUCAGGCCUGUGGCAGGUGGCUGACCACUGUCUCUAAGAGCCAGGCCUUGAAUCCGUCUAUUCCUUCUCCUCCUCCUCCUCCGUUCUAAUGGGUACUAAUAUUGCAGGUCCGUAGACGACCAAUCACAGCACAGCAUGUUUUCACGGUACAUCAUACAUCGGCGCCCCACAGCUCUCUCUCUCUCUCUCUCUUGUGUACUCCUGUUACCACGACAACCACUACAGUAGGACUGCUACCACUAGCCGGGCCGUGGCCGGUAGAGCCACUAUAGAAUCCGGCCCCGUGUUCCACCAGGUGGAUCUCUCAUUCCCCUCCUCUCCUCCCGUUUGCACUGACAGACAGAAGCCUUCUCCUGGGCCAUUCAACACUCUUAGGAAAAAUACAUCUUCUGUUGUGUCUGAGGGAGAACCCUUGGAGAGAGAAACAACUUUUGGUUCCCAGUAGAGCCCUCUUUUUGGUGAAAUAGUUCUAGCUAGAACCUCGGUUAGAUAAAAAAUAAUAAUAAUUAAAAGCUCUACCCGGAACCAUAAAGGGGUUCCUGAAGUGUUCUCCAGAGGGUUCUCCCACAGAGACCACAGUUUAUGGCUCUGGGGAGGCCCUUUUUCCCUUAGAGUGUGGGGUCGUCCCCCAGACAGAAGCCUGGUCUCUGGUGGCAGUAGGAGCCUGUUUAUAUUGAACAUAUUUCAUAUGAGAUGCUGACAGUCCAUGAUAUGUCUUCCCUAAACACUGCGGAUUUAUAAUGGAGUUCAAUAACAUUGUUUCUAAUUGUGACGGUAUGUCAUACUGUAAAUGAUGUUUAUCUGUCAUGCCUAGUAAAAUAAUGUAAACAAUAAGAGGGAUUUUUUAUGUCCAUAAUAUCUAAGGGUCCCUACUUGUGUAGUACUGGUGUUUCCUGUUGUUGUAGUGGAUGUGAUAUGCCCUCCAUGGGUGGUGUACUUUUUAAGAUAAUAAAAUAACAUGUUUGGUUA